Loa loa (African eye worm) is the source of this 9923-nucleotide messenger RNA. RefSeq lists its product as hypothetical. Gene Ontology annotation, biological process: mitochondrion organization; protein retention in Golgi apparatus; protein targeting to vacuole. NCBI's taxonomy places the organism in Eukaryota, Metazoa, Nematoda, Chromadorea, Rhabditida, Onchocercidae. Bases 1 to 9765 code for a protein of 3254 amino acids. The transcript has 68 exons. Gene Ontology annotation, cellular component: extrinsic component of membrane. The record is from RefSeq and is a predicted model, not a curated record.
AUGUUGGAAAAUCUGGUCGCUUGGGUUCUUAACAAUUAUGUAGGAGAAUAUUUAGAGAACUUAAAUACCGACCAGUUAAGUAUAGCUUUGCUGCAAGGGCAAGUUGAACUAGAAAACGUCCCUCUAAAGAAGUCUGCUUUGCGUAAGUUCGAUGUUCCACUAAAGGUAAAAUCUGGCUUGCUUGGGAAACUUACCCUAUCGGUACCAUUAACGAGACUACGAAGUGAGCCAUGGGUUAUCAAAAUGAGCGAUUUACUGGUACUUCUGGAGCCAUCUAUAUCAGUUCGCUAUGAUGUUGAGAAUAUAGAAAUCUAUGAACAAGCUAAAAAGGAGCAGCAAUUAGAGGAUCUGGAAAAAUACCAUAAGAGACAGUUGCUAAGUUAUUGGGGUUUACCUAAUCGUGACAGUGCAUCGGAACAGAAUUGGUGGGGGGCGUCAUUGGUAUCAGCUAUCGUUAAUAAUAUUCAGUUAGUUCUAACUAAUGUUCAUAUACGAUAUGAAGAUGAUAUGACGUUACCGAACAAUGCACCAUUUGCGUGUGGUGUGCGUAUGCGCAAUGUCAGCAUGCAAACUACAGAUUCACAUUGGGGGACUGGAUACAUGCAGCCUCAAGAUGGUGUAAAUAUGUUUAAAAAACUAGAGAUAGAAGGUCUGUCUGUAUACUGGAAUUGUGGACAGCAAAUUACUGAAAAAAUUAAAAACCAUAUGGAUCUGCAGUUUAAUUUGUGUCCUGAGGAGAUUGUAAUCGAACUGACGAAACGACAACUCUUGGAAAUGAGUUCAUUAGGAAAAGAAUGGGCUCGAUUUGACAGAUCACGACAACAUCGAAAAUGGCGGCCAUUAACUACUGUUGGUGAAAAUGCAAAAGAAUGGUGGAAUUUUGCAUACAAUCGUAUACAGGAUCAAGAAAGGCAACGAAAAACAAGACGCACUUGGAGUUUUGCAUAUAAUCGUGCGAAGCAACUGAACUCAUACUGUCGAGCUUAUCGGCGGAGGUUAUUAUCAUAUUUGGAGACAGCUGCAAUCUCCGCCACCGGUCAAUCAGAUAUUAAUGAGAGAUAUGAAACAUCACCUUAUGGGAAUGUUUCUGGCCAAAAUUAUGAUAUGGAAUCUACAGAAGAAGUGGGGACAGCUAUAAGUUCAUCAAAUUUAUCGACCACUGGUUCUUUACAAAAAACUGCAAACUCCGAGGAUUUAAUUUUGAUGAAACAGAUCGAAAGAGAUUCCAACUACACCUAUCAUGAACUGCAAUUAUUUCGAGAAACAGUUUAUCGGCGCAUACUUGCUGAAAAGGAAGCACGGUGUUUAUGUAGCGAAAAUAGAUUGCAGUCGGAUGAUGAAAGCUUUGAAAACAUCGAUUUCCCUGUACUUCGUCACGACUCAGACACUGAUAGAACAGUCAGUAGUAAUCAGUCGCAUUCCGAGGAAGCAGCAAAAAAUUCUGGUGGUGGAUUGUACAGUUGGUUGAGUAGUUGGGUAUAUGGUCCACGAAAAGAAGAAGCAAAAUCAGAAAAAAACGAUCGCCAUGAGUCUGUGUUCAAUGUAUUUUCUACCAGUGAAAAAGAAGGAUCUUUAUCCACCGAUUUCAAACUGCUCGAAAAACAGGUCGAGGAUGAAAUCUUGGAUGUGCUGAACGAAAGCAGGGAUGAUUCAACUAUAUUACAUCGUGAUACUCUACUAGCGGAAAUAAAAUUAAAACUUGAAAGGAUGACAAUACGUUUUAUAGAUGACUUUGAGAAUCGAAAAGAUGGAAGUACGCGAGUGCUGGCGAUGGAUCUGUGGCAGUUAGCAAGCUGUGUCCAUCUUAGUCCACGUCGUCACAGUACAGCUAUGUCACUUACUGUUGCGGAUUUGAGUCUACAAAGGUUGUGCACUUUCCCUGCGGAAGAUAUGUCGGUCGAAAAUACGCAAAAUGAGGAAACCAAUAAACAAGAAAGUGAAUCACUGAUAUUCGGAUUUGCCAAAGAAACGACUCAAAUUUUAUUUGCCAUUGGGAAGGCCGGAAAGACAAGGAGUCCAAAUACUUCAGAUAAUGCCAAAAACAGUAAUUUGAACAAUGCACUGUUUCGAUUAGCAUAUCAUCGUCGUGCUCCAAAGAUGGUGGUGACACAUACACUUGAUAUAAAAUGCAGUGAAUUAUCAGUACUGUAUAAUGAAGAUGCUUUUGAUGAUUUGGCUACCUUUUUCAGCGACAAAAGCACAGUGAAACAGGAUAAAAAUUUGGACCCGGUACUGAUGGACAUUAUCACUGUUAUUGACUUCGCCAUCCACUGUCCUCAGCUAAAAGUGGAGUUGCGUAGCAAACGAGGGAAUUUACUGGAUCGAAAAAAGAAAUCAGCGACGUCGACACCAUUUGCUUUGGCAGAUGUGAGGUAUCUAGUUGUUGGAAUAUCGAACAGAGAACAAUUCGUUACAACGGUUGAAAUUGAGUUUGAUUCGUUGGAAGUUGAAGAUUUGUUCGAACCAUCAGUCGAUUUAUUAUUGUGCAUACGAAAUCAGACUUCCUCUUUUAAGAAACAAAUGUCUGCCUCAUGUCCAAGUUUGAAUGUUAACGACUUACGACUCAGAUCUUCCUCAUCUCAGCGACGUACACGCGCUCUCAGCAUAAGUUCGCGUCCUAGCACAAUGGAUACCAGUAGAAAUGAAAAAUUAAGAAGCCCACAAGAGAGUGCUACUCUCAGUAGUACUGGAUUGAGGGAUGUUAACGUUAUUGGUGCAUCUCAUUUCACGCUUCUUUUAAUUGAUAAGGAACACCCAUCUUUCGAAUCCAAGUAUAAAAAAGUAAGCUGCAUAAUCAACAUGGAUGUACCGAAAUUAGAAAUAUGUAUGAAUCGACGAAGUUAUACGCUUUUGCUCGAUUUUUUUGGCUUGUUGGAACCAAAAAUGGAACUUUCAGAGGACUAUACCGAAAUUUUAGCCCGUCCAUCUGCAGCUAAUACAAAUAUAGCUUUACAAGAUUUAGAGCCAUAUAAUAUGAAAGUGAAUGUCAAUGUCGGGUUAAUACAAAUAAUAAUGAAUUACCCGGCAAGUAAAUACCAUUUGGGUAUAAUCGAAGGAGAGGAAGUAUUUAUUACUGCACAGGCAAGGAUCAACGACGAUGAAGUACCACUGGGGAUUUCAUUAUCGCUGAGAAAUUGUACACUAUCGGAUAGUACUCCCUUUUAUUCAGAAUUGUACAGCGAACGUAUUAGUCUUCGACCAUUGUCAAGCAAGAACGAAGGGAUGGAACAAAUGUUUCUAGGUGACGAGAAUCAAAAACAUAUGUUAUCUUCUCGUGCAACUCUCCACAUUACUAAAUGUCUGUGCGCAAAAUCUGCUGCUCUCAGAGGAUAUGACGCGAAUAUUGUACUACGAAUACCAUCAACGAUGAGUAUCGCAUAUGUUCAUACACAUCGUUAUUUUAAUGCAUUGUUGGAUUUUUGGCAGCAUUUUAUAGAGCUACAGAAUAUUGUCCUACGAAAUAACGUUUCAUCUACAAAUAUUCGUGUGAACAAUGAUGUGCGAAGCAGGAUACAGCUAAUUUGUGAAAUUGAAUGUCCGUGUAUCAUUGUCCUUCCCCUCAAUCAGUUGUCUAAUCAAGUACUUCUCUGUGAAACUGCUAACAUUCGUAUUAGUAAUCGAUUCCAGUUGUCAUCUUUAAUCCCUAAAUUCCAGGAUUUCGAAAUUGCCAAUAUUUUUGAUGAUGACGAUCAUGAUUGUUGCAUCGAUUGGAUGUCAGUUGUUUGCACUGAAACAUCACUUUGUGAGGGGGUGAGGAUACCAAACACCAGAGCUGUAGCCCACGAUGUACCAGGUUAUGAAAGAGUAUGCUGCGAUAUGUUCCAACAUUGUUAUUUCUUGAGUUUUCGAAAAAACGUAUUUUCAAAACCUUGUGAUUUGUUAAUAGACAUUUUUCGAAACCUGGAUAUCUUUGUUUCACACAAAGUACCAGAUGUAGUAAUUACUACAUCACUCGCCAAUCUAAAUGUGAAAUUAACCGCUGAUUUUUAUCGGUUACUGCGCGGUUUCCUAUCAAUGAACCUCGGUGAUCCUUUGGAGGUUGUUGGAGUGAGCAGUAAAUAUGCAUCGCUUUCAUUUCGAAUGACGCUUACGAAUGUUGAGUUCAACUGUUUUGUGCAGUGCGAAAAUUCACAAAGAUUUGUACCAUUAGCUAGAGUGAAAUUGAUUUCCUCGCGCAUAUCAUUUGAUGUCUAUAUCGACAAUCAAUCAGAACUGGAUUUAAUUUGCGAAAGUGCUGAACUGAUCGAUACACGAUUUUUUGAUGUGGAAUUCAAUAAGAGACCAAAUGUUUUUUACUCAAUUCUCUUUCCUUUAACCAAAAGGGAUUCGAAUAGAAGUAAACUGAUGUCCGAAGCUCAUAUUGUUUUCAAAUGCGAUGAACCACCUGUAAUUACAUUGGUUCUGUUAAAUGCACGAGUACUUUUGCUACUGGAUUGGCUCAACGAUGUGAAAAAUUUUGUCCUUCUUUAUUCCGAUUUCAUACCGCCAGUGGAAAAUGUAUAUCGAAGCAUUGUGCACACAAAAAAGUCAGGAAUUAUGGAACGAGAUUCACAAAUCCGUGAUUUGGAACAAACCUUUUCUCUUAAAGUCACACUGAAAGAAUGUGAUUUGAUACUUCUUGAAAAGCCAGAAUCUCAACACAGUUUGGCUCUUGCUGCUCAUACUACUGCUGUCCUGAAUAUGAACGAUGCACGCGAAUUAUUGAAUGUUAACUUGGAGAUACAGUGGAUGAACUUGGACUGGUUCAUGAUGGCAUCUGAAAGUGAAAGCAGAUGUCAGUUAACCAACGAUUUUUCGAUGACAAUCAGUCUUUCAGUGGAAGGCGAUACAGAUUUCGAAGGACAACCUCCAAGGCUUGGGCUUUCUUCAAUUAUUCCCACUAAACAUCAAAUUACUGCUGAAAUUAGUGAUAUGGUGGCUAGAGUAUCAUAUCGAGAUCUUCAUGUGAUGCGAAAUGUUCUCGUUUCAUCACUAACGAGAUUGAACAAGUCGCUUGAGAAAAGUGUUGCUCCAAUAUGUGAUUCUCAUUUGGCUAGAAAAGAAGACACAUUAGUUAAUGUUGUUCGCACAAUUGUAAAAGGUGGUCAAAUUUCCUUCUGGCUAAUGGAUGACCAUCAAGGGACAGUUUUUCCGCUUAUUCGAUGCAAAUUCAGAAAAUUUUAUUUGAAUCGAUAUCUGGAGAAGAUUAGUGGUUCGUUCACGUUUGCCGCAGAUUAUUUCAAUCAAAAUGUUUUUGGUUGGGAACCAUUAAUUGAAGACUGGGAAUUGAAACAACUAACAGUGUUUACCAGGAACAGCACUAUAUUUAUGGACGUUUUUGCUGGUGAGGUCAGUACCUUUAACGUCAAUAUCACUCAAGCGUUUUUGCGACAAGCAAUGCGUUUCAGUUUGCAACUGUCCGAAAUCAAGCAUGCUGUGGAUGAAGAUUUUCGUGGAUCACGUGUGCGAUCAAGGUCAGAUCAUCUUCCUUAUAUUUUACACAAUGAAACCGGUUCUAACUUACGUUUCACAACAGCUACUGACGAGGUUUUAGAAGCCAGAUCCAUGCAAAGGAAGUCCACAGCCAAAUGGUAUCAAACAGCACCAGAUGCUUCAACUACUUUCGAAUUUCCUACAAAGCGGCUCACCAUUGCAGAAAAUUCAGAAGAAAUCCAUCAGCUCAUAAUCCGUGUGGAUGGCUGGGAUGAAAUAUCUCCGGUAAAUGUGGAUGCAGUGGGUACAUAUUUCCGUCUUGCCAGAUGUUCAAAUUCCAGAGCUACAGACAGUAAUUUCGGGAUUAAUGUCCGUUUGGUCAUUGUUGUUACAAUGGAUAAGAAUGGUCGAAAAGUGGUGACUAUACGGUCGGCAUUAACAGUUAUUAACCAUCUUCUUGACCCCAUUUUGCUGAUUCUUACUUGUGGGAGUUCGAAAGUUCCAGAAACAUCAAUUAUUCGAGUUGAUCCGAUGAAAACAUUGCAUGUGCCACUUAAAUUUGCGAGCGCUUCGAUGGCUGUCAAACCAGAUAGUUGGAAUUGUUCGAAGACUCAUGAAGUCAGAUGGCAAGAAGCAAAAGUUGCAGGCGAAAGAAUCAAUAAAUUGUUGAAAUUUGAUAUAUUUGAUGCAUGCUAUUGGAUGCGCUUAUCGAUUAAACGAGAGCAUUAUCCGGAAUACGAAAUGCUUUCUGGACAUACAAUAAGUUUCUCACCUCCUCUCUCUGUCCUCAAUUUAUUGCCAGUUGAUGCAGAAUUUCAGAUUAUUGGUAGAAAAUAUGCUGUGUCCGCCAGCAAACAAAUAAAAAUUACUUCUGUUAAUACUGCUGAAAAUAUCAGUUUUGAGGUUGCCACGGAUCGAUUCGUCUCGAUACGCGAAAUUACAGUCACAAAAUCUUCACUAAUGCAAAAAGCCGGUGAUGUAGAUCGCUUGCAUUUGCGCAUGAAAGAUUCUAAAAAGCGAUAUCUGGACAUGUACUGUAGUUUAAGUAUUAGUAACAGUGGGACUGUUUUGCUGGCUUUGUGGGUACCAUACUGGAUCGUUAAUAAAUCCGGUAUUCCACUAAUUGUCAAACAGGAAGCAACAAAUGGCAUAGCUGCUGGACAAAUGGAAGAACAUGAAAGUGCAAAGGAUCGAAAUCCAUUAAUGUUUUCAUUUGCUAAUGACAGCUGCCCAAAACAAUGUACUGUGAGAAUCGGCUAUAAUCAUACCAGUGAUCAGAGAUACAAACCAUUGUUUGGACCCAAGUUUCCACUUACAGUUGGGCUACAUUCCAUGAAAUUACGGCUAGUUCACGACCAGCAUCCGACACAGAUAUACAAUAUCGGUGUGGAAGUGCGGCAAGGAACUGGUAGAUAUAAAGAUACUCAAGUUGUUAUGCUCACUCCACGUUAUGUGCUCAGUAAUCAGACCUCUUUAGGACUUUCAUUAAGCCACAUCGAUCACAUUGAUCAACCUAAUCAGCAUGUAAAAGUGGCUAGCAAAUGCAACCUAAUUUGGAAUGAAAAUUUUGAGGAUAAUCGAAUGAUAUGUGUAAAACGUGAUGAUGUCAAGUACUGGAGUUGUCCAUUUAGAAUCGAUCUUAUCAACUCCUUUCAUGUUACUAUGAGAGACACAGAUGAAACACCUCAGUUUCUAAGAGUUGAGGUGAUACUCAACAGUGCUAUAUUUUACGUUACUUUCACGGACGUCCGUUACUACCCACCACCAAUUCAACUGGAAAAUCUAUCCGACGUUCCUGUAUUAUAUCAGCAAAAAAUUGAAAGGCCUCGCUCUCAUUUGCGUACGAUUUGUAAAGCACGAAGUACAGUAGAUUAUGCUUGGGACGACCAUUAUGCCCCAAAAUUACUGAUACUUCAAGUGUUCGAAAACAAAUCCAAUUUUUAUGAUCCACAAAAGCCAGGAAUGGGACCGCCUUUGGUGUAUACUAACGAUGUUUUCAUCAAAUUUGCGCAUUCUUUUGAUAGGAAAUCGGAGGACGGCUUCACAGAUGAACUUGAACUGGUAUUAGAGGUACUGCAUAAAGGGAAAGUAAUACUCAAUAAACUGAACCCCAGCGACGGUAGCUGUAACCAGUUAUGGCGUUUUACGCAAGAUGGUUGUGUUGAAAAUAUUGGAAUGAAUAAUCGCGCAAAAACGGGUGAACGUUAUGUGCUCGAUGUUCUGGAUAAUGGUGGAUUUGUGUUAAUGAUGCUAAAGCGAAACUCGGCAAGAGAUCGUUUCCAAAAAUGGCAAUUUACACCGGAGAAGCAGUUACGUUGUAAAGUGGAAGGAAUGUUUGUUGAAGCACGCAAAACAGAAGUGGUACUUGCUGUUCCGAACAAGAAAUCUGCACUAAAUAAGAAAGGAGUUCCGCUUGAGCAAAUAUGGGAACUGCAGACGCAACUCCCUGGAAGUGGCAUUUUAGACAUUGAAUGCUUUCACAGAGGACCUACUUUGGUAGUUCGCAUAACGGAUCGGCAGAAACCAUAUCACGCACAUGCAAUACAUCGUUCUGGUCAAUUAUUUCGUCUGCAACCACUCUCCAGUACCUGUGAAACAAACUUUAACAGUGUGUGGAAUUUCGAAGUAAAUGUUUCGAUGCGAAAUGGUAUUGGACUGUCUUUCAUCAAUGGAUUACAUGAAGAACUGAUUUAUGCUCGAUUUCAAGGAAUAGUGUUGCAUGUGAAUCGUCAAGGUCCAACAUAUCAGAUGACCGGCAGUGUUGAAGUGAUUCAGGCUGAUAAUCAGUUGCUGACGACGGAUCGAUGGCAAGUUUUGUUUUGUCAACAAGACACGACAAGUAUCGAAUCAAAUCUCGAAUCUCAUGUUUCAUUUCCUGCUUUGAAAUUAGAAAUGAAUUGCAUGCCGUUGGAACAUUACGAUGCAUUUGACUGUUUUCGGUUGAAAAUGUGUGAUUUAUCGAUACAGCUCGAUGAAACACUAUUAUGGAAAAUUGUCCAGUUUGUGCAAGAAGCGGAAGCUGCUGAAAGUAUGAAGCCUAAUGCGUUAUUGCAGCCACCAAACACAGAGCUUGAUAAACUAGAUCGUCUGCAAGCGCGUAAAUGUUAUUUUGGAACAUUUGAUUUGGAAAUUGGUGCUGUGGGACUUUCAGUUGUAACAGUUGGGACGAAUGGCCUGCCACCUGAUUUGCGGAAACUGAAAAGGCAGUUCAAUGUGAAACUGGUCAGUUUUGAAAAUGCAAUAAUUUCUCUUCCACCAUUUCGACAAUUUCGAUAUUUUGAAACGUUUUCAUUUCUGGUUGAAACACUCAGCAAAUUUUAUCUCGGAGAGUUGAAGAAUCAGACCUUCAACAUCAUAGUGACGAUGGAUGCUUUCGGUAAUCCAUUGGGUCUGGCUUCUGAUUUGAAGGAAAGUUUCGAAGGACUGUUGUUCGAGGGCAAUUUGGGUGGUUUUGUUAGCGGCUUAGGAUAUUGUUUUACCAACAGCUUGUCGAAGGUAGCAUCAUCAAUGGCUACUGGCGUCGGUUCGCUAACGUUCGAUGAACGACAUGAAAUGAUGAGGCGACGAAUGUUACGUUGUCAGCCGCAGGCGGACAGUAAUACUGCUCUUGCUCAUUUUUAUUGCGGUGUGAAGGGUUUAGGCGUUGGUGUUUUGGGUGGCUUAACUGCUAUUUUGACUAACACAUAUAACGAAAGUCGUAAAGGCGGACUUACUGGUGCUGUACGUGGAAUUACAACUGGUGCUGUGGACACGGUAACGAAACCUGUGCAAGGAAUUUUCGAUUUGGUCGAAGGAACAGCUUCAGCGGUUAAAGAAAUAGUUGGCGGUCCAUCAACGAAGAAAUCACGUUUUCCGCUUCAUCGUGUCCGAUUACCGCGAGUUACGAGGAAUUUACAAUCGCUUUUGCCGUGCUAUUCCGAAGGACUUGCCUAUGCACAGUUAGAGCUUUUGAGGAUUAAUGGUUUCGCCACAAAUGAAAUGUUAUUGGAUGUGGAAAUGUUAUUGGAUCAAGCAACAACCAAAAAUCGAGUAAGACAGUAUGCGUUGGUCUGUUCCGAACAGUGUUAUAUUGUUCGACAAAUUGAUUUAGAACCCAGUAGUGUGGUACAAAGGAUACCUUAUAAACAACUUAAAUUUAUUCAGGUAGUUCCUGUCAGUGAAAAGAAUAGCUUCGUUGGAACCAUAGAAGUAGUGCUAGAAGUUUCAUCUGGUCGAAGACAACGUUUACCACAUAUAUGGUGUGAUCGUUUUGAAGUAGCGAAAAGACUUUCUGAAAAGGUUGGUCGAGCUAAGCAGUUGUACGAUCAUGGAAAAAGAACAUUAAAUACUGUGGAUGACAUUGAUAUUCUUUGAUAAUAUAUCUCCUGAAUGCUUUCUCAAUUCUAGGUUUUGCUUUUCACUUCUAAAGUUGAAGGUUAGACUGUUUAAUAUUUCGUACUAUGUUUUUUUUUUCUCUCUUUCAUUUUCUCGCUGCUGAUCUAAUAGCUCGUUAAUGAAAUGUUUAUUUCCCG